Messenger RNA from Exophiala viscosa, 855 nucleotides. RefSeq lists its product as uncharacterized. The record is from RefSeq and is a predicted model, not a curated record. The transcript is spliced from 2 exons. The coding region runs from base 1 to 855 and encodes 284 amino acids. Lineage: Eukaryota; Fungi; Ascomycota; Eurotiomycetes; Chaetothyriales; Herpotrichiellaceae.
AUGGCAAGUCAAUUCAACUCAUCGGCAUAUUAUCGUCUCUACACUGACGAAUACGGCAUUGGGACACGCCUGAACGAUGGCAUUGGUCCAGACGCGCCCAAUGCUUUGGAGUUGGGUGAAGGAAGCUAUUCUUCAGAGAACUGGCAGGUUUUCUACCAGGAUGAGGUGUACUUCAUUCGCAACUAUGACUAUGGUGCAGAAUACCAGCUUGCCCUGAACUCCAGUGAUACGACACAACCUCAGCUCCUUCCUGCAACGGGCGAUCUCACUCAGCAAUGGAAUAUCACGUCGUGGUCAGAUGGUACUUGGAAGCUGGUGAAUAUCGGUGUCGAACAAGAUCAGUAUCUGAGCGUCACCAACACCACAACGGACAAGAUCAUCCCAGCAAUGAAUACGGAUGAUGAGGGUUCGCGUUGGACCUUUCAAAUCAAUCAUUCCGCUGGGAAUGCGAGCGCCGAAAUGCUGGAACCGUUAUCUUCGGUCGCUACUGUGCAGACAGCCACCAGCAGCACCACAGCAGCAUCGUCGACUGCUACGAAGCAGGCAACACCGAGCUCGACGAGCACUUCGACAAACAAGUCAAAUUCGCUCUCAUCGGGAGCUCUCGCUGGUACCAUCGUCGGCGCCGUGGCAGUGAUCGCAUUUCUUGUCAUCGCCGCGCUGCUGAUGGUAAGAAAACGAUCAAGAGCUAGGAGGAGAAGGACAACAGAGAUACCAGACCCAAUGCUUGAGACGUCCAAGUAUGACGCAUACAGCGCCCCUAUAUCAGAGUUGGCAGCUACGACUUCACCUACUUAUAUUGAAAAGGACGGAAGAGCAACAGGUACUAUAGGUGCUGUCGAGUUGCCCCCUUGA